Molecule: messenger RNA, 4397 nt
Organism: Grammomys surdaster
Lineage: Eukaryota; Metazoa; Chordata; Mammalia; Rodentia; Muridae
Gene: Slc12a3
Product: solute carrier family 12 member 3
Exons: 25
Coding region: 24-3032 (1002 amino acids)
Biological process (GO): chloride ion homeostasis; chloride transmembrane transport; sodium ion transmembrane transport
Cellular component (GO): membrane
Molecular function (GO): sodium:potassium:chloride symporter activity
Source: RefSeq, a predicted model, not a curated record
CUCCUUUGAUACCCAGAGCCAUAAUGGCAGAGCUACCUGUGACAGAGAUACCUGGCGAUGCUCUGUGCAGUGGGCGCUUUACCAUCAGCACACUGCUGGGAGGCGAUGAGCCCCCACCAGCCGCCGGUGACAGCAGCCAGCCCAGCCACUUGACACACAGCAGCACCUUGUACAUGCGCACCUUCGGUUACAACACUAUAGACGUGGUGCCUGCCUAUGAACACUAUGCUAACAGUGCUCUGCCCGGUGAGCCUCGGAAGGUGCGGCCCACCCUGGCUGACCUGCAUUCCUUCCUCAAGCAGGAAGGUAGCCACCUGCAUGCCCUGGCCUUUGAUGGACGGCCAGGCCAUGAGCUGACUGAUGGACUUGUGGAAGACGAGACAGGCACCAACAGUGAGAAGAGCCCUGCAGAACCUGUGCGCUUCGGCUGGGUCAAGGGGGUGAUGAUCCGAUGUAUGCUCAACAUAUGGGGCGUGAUCCUCUACCUGCGGCUCCCCUGGAUCACGGCGCAGGCGGGCAUCGUGCUAACUUGGAUCAUCAUCCUGCUUUCUGUCAUGGUGACAUCCAUCACCGGCCUCUCCAUCUCGGCCAUCUCCACCAAUGGCAAGGUCAAGUCAGGUGGCACCUAUUUCCUAAUUUCCCGGAGUCUGGGACCAGAGCUGGGGGGCUCCAUUGGCCUCAUCUUCGCCUUUGCCAAUGCUGUGGGUGUGGCCAUGCACACUGUGGGCUUUGCGGAGACCGUACGAGACCUACUUCAGGAGUACGGCACACCCAUCGUAGACCCCACCAAUGACAUCCGCAUCAUCGGUGUGGUCACGGUCACAGUGCUGCUGGCCAUCUCGCUGGCUGGGAUGGAAUGGGAGUCCAAGGCCCAGGUACUAUUCUUUCUUGUCAUCAUGGUCUCUUUUGCCAACUAUCUGGUGGGCACACUGAUCCCAGCAUCUGAGGACAAAGCCUCCAAAGGCUUCUAUAGCUAUCAUGGGGACAUUUUUGUUCAGAACCUGGUACCCAACUGGAGAGGCCCCGAUGGUAGCUUCUUUGGCAUGUUCUCCAUCUUCUUCCCUUCGGCCACCGGAAUCCUGGCAGGUGCCAACAUCUCCGGGGACCUCAAGGACCCUGCUGUAGCCAUCCCCAAGGGAACACUCAUGGCCAUUUUCUGGACCACCAUCUCCUACCUUGCCAUCUCAGCUACGAUCGGCUCCUGUGUGGUGAGAGAUGCCUCUGGGGAUGUGAAUGACACCAUGACUCCUGGCCCAGGUCCCUGCGAAGGGCUAGCCUGUGGCUAUGGCUGGAACUUCACAGAGUGCUCCCAACAGCACAGCUGCCGCUACGGCCUCAUCAACUACUACCAGACCAUGAGCAUGGUGUCUGCCUUCGCACCCCUGAUCACAGCCGGCAUCUUUGGGGCCACCCUGUCCUCUGCCUUGGCCUGUCUUGUCUCUGCUGCCAAGGUCUUCCAGUGCCUGUGCGAAGACCAGCUAUACCCUCUGAUUGGCUUCUUUGGCAAAGGUUAUGGCAAGAACAGGGAGCCUGUGCGUGGCUACCUGCUGGCCUACGCCAUCGCUGUGGCCUUCAUCAUCAUUGCUGAACUCAACACCAUCGCUCCCAUCAUUUCCAAUUUCUUCCUCUGCUCCUACGCCCUCAUCAAUUUCAGCUGCUUCCAUGCCUCCAUCACCAACUCGCCUGGAUGGAGGCCCUCCUUCCGAUACUACAGCAAGUGGGCAGCGCUCUUUGGGGCAGUGAUCUCGGUGGUCAUUAUGUUCCUGCUUACCUGGUGGGCGGCUCUCAUUGCCAUCGGAGUUGUUCUCUUCCUCCUGCUCUAUGUGAUCUACAAGAAGCCAGAGGUGAACUGGGGCUCCUCAGUACAGGCUGGCUCCUACAACCUGGCCCUGAGCUACUCCGUGGGCCUCAAUGAGGUGGAAGAUCACAUCAAGAACUACCGACCCCAGUGCCUGGUGCUUACAGGGCCCCCCAACUUCCGCCCAGCCCUUGUGGACUUUGUGAGCACAUUUACCCAGAACCUAAGCCUGAUGAUCUGUGGCCACGUGCUCAUUGGACCCGGCAAGCAGAGAGUGCCCGAGCUCCGGCUCAUCGCCAGUGGACACACCAGGUGGCUGAACAAGAGGAAGAUCAAGGCCUUCUACUCUGAUGUCAUAGCUGAGGACUUGCGCAGUGGCGUCCAGAUCCUCAUGCAGGCCUCAGGGCUGGGAAGGAUGAAGCCCAACAUUCUGGUGGUCGGAUUCAAGAGGAAUUGGCAGUCUGCCCACCCAGCCACUGUGGAGGACUACAUUGGCAUCCUGCAUGAUGCCUUUGACUUCAACUACGGGGUGUGUGUCAUGAGGAUGCGUGAGGGGCUCAAUGUCUCCAAGGUGCUGCAGACGCACACAGCCCCGGAGGCAUUGGUACAGGAGGAGCAGGCCAGCACCAUCUUCCAGUCGGAGCAAGGCAAGAAGACCAUCGACAUCUACUGGCUGUUUGAUGAUGGAGGCCUCACCCUCCUCGUCCCCUAUCUCCUGCACCGCAAGAAGAGAUGGGGCAAAUGCAAGAUCCGAGUGUUUGUUGGGGGCCAGAUCAACAGGAUGGACGAAGAGAGAAAGGCGAUCAUUUCUCUGUUGAGCAAGUUCAGACUGGGAUUCCAUGAAGUUCACGUCCUUCCCGACAUCAACCAGAAGCCCCAGGCCGAGCACACCAAGCGGUUUGAGGACAUGAUCGCACCCUUCCGCCUCAAUGAUGGCUUCAAGGACGAGGCCACUGUCACUGAGAUGAGGAGGGACUGUCCCUGGAAGAUCUCAGAUGAGGAGAUUAACAAGAACAGAAUUAAGUCCCUUCGGCAGGUGAGGCUGAAUGAGAUUCUCCUGGAUUACUCUCGGGAUGCUGCUCUGAUCAUCCUCACCUUGCCCAUUGGAAGGAAGGGGAAGUGCCCCAGUUCACUGUACAUGGCCUGGCUGGAGACCCUGUCCCAGGACCUCAGACCUCCAGUCCUCCUUAUCCGAGGCAACCAGGAGAACGUGCUCACCUUUUACUGCCAGUGAUGCCCGGUGUGGUGGUUCCUGCCCAAGGCUGAGGGCUUGAGAUGGAGUCAAAACUCACCCUCUCCAGCUGGAGAAGAGGCUUCAAGUUCUGCUCUAUCAUACCAUGUACCAGUGUCUCGGCAGAAGAUGGUGUUUCCAAGCUGGCUGAACCCCACCAGACACACUUUUUGGACCUUGAAGUUACAUGGAAAAAGUCUCUGGAAGAUUCUCUCUCUUUUAAAAAGCUUUUAUUUGUCUUGAUGACCAAAGUAUUAGUCAUUGAUUCAGUCUUUAACUUGUAUACAAAUUGAGUCCCAGCACUGGGUGCACAACUUGGCAGUCUCUCUUGGGACCCUCCCUGCACCCAUCCCCAAAGAUGUCUUAGAGCAGGAGCCUAUCCUGAGGACUCACGCAGAGUUCUGAUGACCACAGGGUCCUCUGAGCUGCACAGCCACACACAUUUCUUCAGCCCUAACUCCUGUUGCUUCUCAGUGAUGGCUCCGGGGUGGUCUUACUGAUUCUUUACACGAGGGUCCUCUAGGUACUUUGAUUACAAAUUCUAUGGUUUUCCCGGAGACUCAGAACACACAGAACAAUGGCAGGGAAGCAUCACAAAAUGGUACUUACUCUAGAGGGUGCCUUCCAGUAUUUUCUGUUCUGCUUCUCUCUCUUUCUCUCUUCCUCUUUCCUCUCCCUCCCUCCUACCCUCCUUCCUUCUUUCUGACAGAGUCCUGUAUAGUCCAGGCUGGCCUUGAACUUGCUCUAUAGCCAAGAAUAGCUUCGAACUGCUGAUACUCCCCCACCCCCAGCUUCUACUACAGAGCACCGAGAUUCCAGGCACAUGCCAGUAUACCGGCAUGUUUUCUGUGGUGCUAGGGAUCAAACCUAUGGGUUUAUGGGUACCAGCAACUAUGCUAACUAUGCUCCUUGCCCAGUCUCUAUUCUGCUUCUUUUUACGUUGAUUGCAACCUACUAAGUGAUUUUCAGACCCACUCACGUGCAGCGACCCAAGUUUUGAAAAACAGGUUUAAUGGUUUGUGUGUAGGGUUUGUUGCUGGUUAGUUUUCUUGUUGUUCAGGAAUUUUGUUUUGUCAACUUGGCAAGAGCUAGGGCUAUCUAAGCAGAAGGAACUUCAAUUGACAAAAUGCCUCCCUCUGAUUGGCCUGUAACGAUUGAUGGGGGGGCGGGCUAGCCCACUUUGUUGCUGUGCCACCAUGUGCAGGUGGCCCUGGAGUGUAUAAGAAAACAGGCUGAGCAAACCACAGGAGCAAACCAGUAAGUGUUCCUCCGUGGCUUCUGCUUUAGUUCCUGCCUAGAGUUCCUUCCCUGACUUCUCUUCAUUAUGAACUGUAAACCCUAAGAUGAAAUAAACCCCUUUCUCCCCAA